Molecule: messenger RNA, 987 nt
Organism: Rotaria socialis
Lineage: Eukaryota; Metazoa; Rotifera; Eurotatoria; Philodinida; Philodinidae
Source: the annotation of a GenBank genome assembly
AUGGAUUCCGGACCAUUUCUUGACAUAAUUCCGACGUUAUUAAAUUAUUUAGACUUGAAAAGUAUGGUUUGCUUAGCACAAACUUGUCACUUUUGGAAAGAACGUAUUUAUAAUGAUUUAAAACUAUGGCCAAAAGUGGUUGAAUUACCUUAUAUGGGUCGCAUAGACUGUUGUUAUAUUGGGCGUGAGGAUCCUGAAACUGUAAUCAAGAUAAAAUUAUGGUCAAUGGUUUUACCACCGAAGGAUCCCGAAGCUUUGCAAAAUGUAUUGAGCAAUAUGGUAUUAUCCGAGGAGAGUGUACGGAGAUUUCAGUUUGCUAAAAAGGUUUUAUUCAAAAACUUUAUUCAUACUGACGAGUCGCUGCGCCUGACUGCUUUUCUAUUUCCAUUAAUUGAAGAAAUUAGCUUUGAAGGUAAUCUUCUAACGAUUGUCGGUGUUCGACACAUAGCCACAUCAUGUAGAAAACUCAAACAUAUUGAAUUCUAUAAUUGUGGCAACCUUGAAAUAUCGAAUGUUCUUCGCCUAUUUAAUACCGAAAAACACAAACAACAUUUAGAACGAAUUUUUGUUCGUAACAACGAUUCAUCAUGGGAAAAUUCCAAACUAGCAAAUGAUACUGAUGCAUCGUUUAUGGUACUAUGCCAACGAUGUCGGUUAUAUUUUAAUGAGCUGAAAAAUGAAAAAGAAAUGUUGUGUCUAUAUCAUCCGGGGACAUAUGCCGGAUAUGGUCACAGCUGUUCAUCGUUCAGCUGUUGUGGUAGUAAUACACCAUCAUAUGCGUCAACAUUAGGCUGUCAAUACACUUAUCAUGAUAAGCAUGGCAAUUCUCAGUCGCCAUAUUCGAGAAGAGUGCAUGAGUUGCAUAAUGGACAUCCGGAAUAUAUGUUUCAAAAAUAUAGACAUGAUUUGUUUCCAUUUCGUUUUACUGAACGACGUCGAGUGAAUGAAUAUUUUCCAAAACUGGAAGGUGAAUUAAAAGACGCCUAG